Molecule: messenger RNA, 2315 nt
Organism: Lotus japonicus
Lineage: Eukaryota; Viridiplantae; Streptophyta; Magnoliopsida; Fabales; Fabaceae
Product: probable amino-acid acetyltransferase NAGS2, chloroplastic
Exons: 10
Coding region: 132-1958 (608 amino acids)
Biological process (GO): L-arginine biosynthetic process
Cellular component (GO): cytoplasm
Molecular function (GO): L-glutamate N-acetyltransferase activity, acting on acetyl-CoA as donor
Source: RefSeq, a predicted model, not a curated record
UAGUAGCUGUUGAUAUGUUAAACAUGGUCUGAAGCACCAAGUUUCACACCGGCGUGGCGGCCAACGUUUGUCCGAGUCGAACUAUCCGCCACCGCGCCGGCGUAGAGUCAACCCCAUCUCUUCUUUCUUCAAUGGCUUCUUCCUUAUCCUCUUGCUUCACAACUCUUCCAAAACCUCCACACUUUUUCACCUUCAACGAACCUCGUUCUUCUUCUUUCCGUCUACAACCGAAGCUUCAAUUCAAACCUCGUUCCCUGCAAUCAUGGCCUUUACCUUCCCAAUUCGCUAACAGGAAGAAGCCAAUACAAACUAAAUGCAAUGUGUUCGACGAAGAAGAGAGCUACUAUAACUCCAUGGAGGACAAGCAAUUCGUGCGUUCGUUUCGUGAGGCCUGGCCUUACUUGUGGGCUUAUCGAGGCAGCACCUUUGUUGUCAUCAUUUCUGGUGAAAUUGUCUCUGGUCCCUUUCUGGAUCCCAUUCUCAAGGAUAUAGCUUUUCUUCAUCACCUGGGAAUCAGGUUUGUUCUUGUUCCAGGAACCCAUGUGCAAAUAGACAAGCUUUUAGCUGAGAGAGGGAGCCGGCCUAAAUAUGUUGGUAGAUAUAGAAUAACUGAUGAAGAGUCUCUAGAAGCUGCAAUGGAAGCGGCUGGGGGAAUAAGAUUGAUGAUAGAAGCAAAGCUUUCUCCUGGACCUUCCAUAUGCAAUAUUCGACGACAUGGUGACAAUAGUCGUUGGCAUGAUGUUGGAGUCAGUGUUGCCAGUGGUAACUUUCUUGCAGCCAAGAGAAGAGGGGUGGUCAAUGGGAUUGAUUUUGGGUCGACUGGGGAAGUUAAAAAAGUAGACGCAUCUCGCAUGCGUGAGAGGCUUGAUGCUGGUUGUGUAGUUGUUUUAACCAACUUGGGCUACUCCAGCUCUGGACAAGUAUUAAAUUGCAACACCUAUGAAGUUGCGACAGCUUGUGCCCUGGCUAUGGGAGCAGACAAACUAAUAUGCCUUAUAGAUGGCCCAAUACUUGAUGAGAGUGGACGCCUAAUUCGUUUCUUGCCUCUUCCCGAAGCAGACAUGUUAAUUCGGAAACGGGCUGAGCAAAGCGAAACGGCUGCUAACUAUGUGAAAGCUGUUGAUGAAGAUGAUCUCAACUCUCUUGAGCAUAACAAUUUUAAUGGGACAGUGAAGUCUCCACCUAAUGGACAACGCUUUACAGAAUGGCAUAAUACAACCUUCCAUAAUGGUGUUGGUUUUGAGAAUGGGAAUGGCUUAGGGACCAGUGAACAAGGUUUUGCUGUUGGAGGUCAUGAGCGGCUAAGUCGAAUGAAUGGUUACCUGUCAGAAUUGGCUGCUGCAGCUUUCGUUUGCAGAGGUGGGGUUCAAAGAGUUCACCUGUUGGAUGGCACUAUUAGCGGAGUUUUGUUGUUGGAAUUGUUUAAAAGAGAUGGCAUGGGAACAAUGGUUGCUAGUGAUCUUUAUGAAGGCACUCGGAUGGCACAGAUGAAAGAUAUUUCUGGAAUAAAACAAAUUAUUCAGCCUUUGGAAGCAUCUGGCAUAUUGGUUAAGCGGACUGAUGAAGAGCUGCUAAAAGCGAUGGAGAAUUUCGUUGUUGUGGAACGAGAAGGUCAAAUAAUUGCUUGCGCUUCCCUUAUUCCUUUCUUUGAGGAUAGGUGUGGUGAGAUUGCUGCCAUUGCAGUAGCUCCUGAAUGCCGUGGCCAGGGACAGGGAGACAAAUUGCUUGAUUAUAUGGAGAAGAAAGCAGCAUCUCUUGGAUUGGAUAUGCUUUUCCUGCUGACAACACGGACAGCAGAUUGGUUUGUGAGGCGUGGAUUUUCAGAAUGUUCAAUUGAUUAUAUUCCUGAAAAGAAAAGGAAAAUGAUCAAUCUGUCCCGCAAGUCAAAGUAUUAUAUGAAGAAGCUUCUACCAGAUAGAAGUGGAAUUACUGUUGGUGGUGAACUUGCUUCAAAUUAGUGUUAUUUUGUCUUGUUUUCCACCCACAACGGUUCAAGGGUGAUUACAUGCAGUGUUUUCUUCUGUAGACUAGAGAUAAUAUAUCUGUAACUAUAUGGUAGCUGGGAUUAGUAUCUCUGACAGGUCUUCUAUAUGCAGCAUUAAGUUUUCUAUUGUUAAUUGGAAAACUUUUGCAUGUUUCCUCCAGUGCUGUCCUCCCAUAAUUGAUCAUCCUCCCAUAAUUGAUCAAAAGGGAUUACUUAGUGUAGUAAAUGUGAUGUAUGUGUUAGAUAAUAUAUUUGUCUUUUGUCCAAAGAUAAUAUGUGUUUGGUUGAGAUAUUUUAAUUCUUCAAUAAUAAUGUUAUUUAUUUAUGAUAA